Fusarium odoratissimum NRRL 54006 is the source of this 1512-nucleotide messenger RNA. RefSeq names its product phosphatidylserine synthase. The transcript is spliced from 3 exons. The record is from RefSeq and is a predicted model, not a curated record. Gene Ontology annotation, biological process: phospholipid biosynthetic process. Gene Ontology annotation, cellular component: membrane. Gene Ontology annotation, molecular function: phosphotransferase activity, for other substituted phosphate groups. NCBI's taxonomy places the organism in Eukaryota, Fungi, Ascomycota, Sordariomycetes, Hypocreales, Nectriaceae. Bases 634 to 1182 code for a protein of 182 amino acids.
CCUAAGCAAGGAAAGCAGGACGUCCCGCCGCGAAAGCAGCAAACGCGACGUCGUCCUCAACGUCAACCACUUGUGGAAAACCUGCUCUCUUUUCCCUUCUGCAACUUCACACAACCACCAGAAACAUAACAAGUUCUGAACCGCAGAAUAUCACUCAACUUCGCAUUGCUAGUAUUCUUGCACGCUUUGAACAUUCUCUUUUCGCAUCCAUCGACACUGCUUCCUGCCACCACGAAGCUUAUUACGAUUGUCCAUUUCCUGUAUUCCUGUACGGAACACUGCUGAGGUCGACUUCUCGUACCGUCCGACUCCAUCAACCCUCGCAUUAACCAAAAGUCGUUGGAAUCGCCGUAGAAUGUCUAGAAGGAGCAACACCAUGUCGGGCUCCAAUGGAAACAUCCCCAAGGACCUCACAUCCUCCAGCAGCCCAGCAAUUGACAAGCAAAAGACUCUUCUUUCUGCCGAUGUUGGGCACUUCUCUCUCGUGCGGGCCAUGCACCUUGCCGACUUGAUUACUCUCAUGAAUGGUAUGUACACCUUGACUACGGAAACCGUCGCAUUUGACAUGCUUCGUUCUUCAGAAAAAUGUGAUGGUUUGCUAACUCUAGCGUCAUCACAGGUGCUUGCGGUGUCAUGUCCAUCUUCUCCUCGCUACGAUACGCACUUGGCGACCCCAAGGAUUUUGACAACCUCUGGCUUGCUCUCUUCUUCCUGCCUUUCGGUCUGUUCUUCGACUUUUUCGACGGCAAGGUUGCUCGAUGGAGGAAGAAGAGUAGUCUCAUGGGCCAAGAAUUGGAUUCUCUUGCUGAUUUGAUCUCCUUCGGCGUCGCUCCCGCUAUGGUCGCCUUCACUCUUGGUUUCCGUUCGCUUGCCGACACUGUUGGUCUUACCUUCUUCGUUCUGUGUGGCCUCACUCGCCUCGCACGCUUCAACGUUACCGUUUCGGUUCUUCCGAAGGACGCCUCCGGCAAGAGCCAGUAUUUCGAAGGAACUCCCAUUCCCACUUCGCUCGGCAUGGACGCUAUCAUGGCCUAUUGGCUCUCGCAGCGCUGGGUUCAUGACAACCUUCCCUUUGGUGUCUGGUUCCAGGGUUCAGCUUUCGAGUUCCAUCCUGCCGUCAUUCUGUUCAUGAUCCACGGCUGCCUCAUGACCAGCAAGACCAUCCGCAUACCCAAGCCUUAAGCGAUAGCCGAUAUUACUAUUUAACAUGGUACGUUGGCUUGGUGUAGUUGCACUGAAAGAUUGGGUGGAGUGGGGUCAUGUAGUCUGGAUCUGAGCAUACGUUUGCCUUCACUGGAGGUGUCAUGGGAUCGAGUAGGGGGUUCAACAGGAAGUUCGCAAGAACAAACAUAAGGGACAAAAGGGGUUCCGCGCACGCGGUUGGAGACAUUUUCAUUUGGGGUUUGGGGGUUUGGGCAGGACAUGAUUCACGCAGCUUAUUGAAACAAUGGUAGUUCAUGAUACCCAUACAUUCCUUAUCUUGGUGCUUGGAUUUUAUGUGACAACUUUGAA